Cyanistes caeruleus (blue tit) is the source of this 2721-nucleotide messenger RNA. RefSeq names its product solute carrier family 5 member 3 (gene SLC5A3). Gene Ontology annotation, cellular component: plasma membrane. Gene Ontology annotation, molecular function: D-glucose:sodium symporter activity. NCBI's taxonomy places the organism in Eukaryota, Metazoa, Chordata, Aves, Passeriformes, Paridae. The record is from RefSeq and is a predicted model, not a curated record. Gene Ontology annotation, biological process: myo-inositol transport; inositol metabolic process; transmembrane transport.
CUCUCAUGUCUCCCCCAGCAGUUGUGUAGAAAAGAAUCCAGAAGAAUUUAUGCUGGAACAAGCUGCUUUUUUGUGCUGCUGCAGUAAAACGAAGACCAGAGCUGGAGUGAUUCCUGACCAAAACAAAAGUUCCUUACGUGUUCAUAACAACUCCUUUGAGGUUGGUACAGUAGGCCUCACUAAACUUAGCUGCAACUAAGAAUUUCUCCUACAUCAACUGAGUUAAGGCUGAUGCUCUUGUGGAAUGUGGAUUAAAAGUGCGUGCUAAGUUCCCAAAUUUGAGAAGCGGAGAAAAGUAAAUGUACCACUGCCACCAGCAUCAGGACAGCAAACCAAGGGACAAAGAAUUUGACCCGCUGUGUUGAUUUUGGUUAAAACUGGUUUCACGUGGUGCUUAAGAGACGUUGGCUGGGGGGCGAGAAGUGGACGUCAGCGAAGGCUUUUUGGUUACAAAAUGAGGGCUUCUUUGGAGCCAGCAGACAUUGCCAUUGUGGCCCUGUACUUCGUGCUUGUAAUGUGCAUAGGUUUCUUUGCCAUGUGGAAAAACAAUCGGAGCACCGUCAGUGGCUACUUUUUGGCAGGGCGUUCUAUGACCUGGGUAGCUAUCGGGGCCUCGUUGUUUGUGAGCAAUAUUGGAAGUGAACAUUUCAUUGGGCUCGCAGGAUCUGGAGCGGCGAGCGGAUUCGCCGUAGGCGCGUGGGAGUUCAACGCCUUAAUGCUUUUGCAGCUUUUGGGAUGGGUCUUCGUGCCAGUCUACAUCCGGUCGGGAGUGUACACCAUGCCCGAAUACUUGUCCAAGCGGUUCGGAGGGCAUAGGAUUCAAAUCUAUUUUGCAGCGUUGUCUCUAAUUCUUUAUAUCUUCACCAAACUCUCGGUUGACUUGUAUUCAGGGGCGCUUUUUAUCCAAGAGUCCCUAGGGUGGAACCUGUACCUGUCGGUGAUCCUGCUGAUCGGAAUGACGGCGCUGCUGACUGUGACCGGAGGGCUGGUGGCCGUCAUCUACACGGACACCCUCCAAGCGCUGCUUAUGAUCGUCGGGGCCCUCACACUCAUGAUCAUAAGCCUCAUGGAGGUCGGUGGGUUUGAAGAAGUGAAAAGGAGGUACAUGUUGGCGUCACCGAACAUCACCUCCAUCCUCCUAACCUACAACAUCUCCAACGCCAACUCCUGCAACGUCAAUCCAAAGCCCGACUCUCUCAAAAUGCUGCGCGAGCCGACGGACGAAGACAUUCCCUGGCCCGGAUUUCUGCUGGGACAGACCCCGGCCUCGGUGUGGUACUGGUGCGCUGACCAAGUCAUAGUGCAGAGAGUUCUGGCCGCCAAAAACAUCGCUCAUGCCAAAGGCUCCACCCUCAUGGCCGGCUUCUUGAAGCUGCUGCCCAUGUUCAUCAUCGUGGUGCCGGGGAUGAUCUCCCGCAUCCUGUUUGUGGAUGACAUCGCCUGCAUCAACCCCGAGCACUGCUUCCAGGUGUGCGGGAGCAGGGCCGGCUGCUCCAACAUUGCCUACCCGCGCCUGGUGAUGAACCUGGUGCCCGUGGGGCUGCGCGGGCUCAUGAUGGCCGUGAUGAUCGCCGCCCUGAUGAGCGACCUGGACUCCAUCUUCAACAGCGCCAGCACCAUCUUCACGCUCGACGUCUACAAGCUGAUCCGGAAGAGCGCGACCUCCCGGGAGCUGAUGAUCGUGGGCAGGAUCUUCGUGGCCUUCAUGGUGGUGAUCAGCAUCGCCUGGGUGCCCAUCAUCGUGGAGAUGCAGGGCGGGCAGAUGUACCUGUACAUCCAGGAGGUGGCGGAUUACCUGACCCCGCCGGUGGCCGCCCUGUUCCUCAUGGCCAUCUUCUGGAAGCGUUGCAAUGAGCAGGGGGCUUUCUACGGCGGCAUGGCCGGGUUUGUCCUGGGCGCCAUCCGGCUGGUCCUGGCCUUCUUCUACCGCGCUCCCGAGUGCGACCAGCCGGACACCAGGCCCGGCUUCAUCAAGAACAUCCACUACAUGUACGUGGCCACGGCCCUGUUCUGGAUCACCGGGGCCGUGACGGUCGUGGUGAGCCUGCUCACGCCACCGCCCACCAAGGAGCAGGUCCGGACCACCACCUUCUGGGCCCUGAGGAAGCGCGGUGCGCCGGAGAGCGCCGGCAAGGGGGAGCUGUACCAGGCGCAGGAGAAAAGCAUCCUCAAGUGCAACGAGAACGCCAACCACAUCAUUCCCAACGGGAAGUCAGAGGAGAACAUUAAAAACGUGAAGCCGGAGGACAUCAACCUCCUGGUGACGUGCAGGGAUGACAGCAACCCGGUGAUCUCGGUGAGCCACUCCGAGGUGGAGACGCCCGUGGAUUGUUAUUCCAACGGACAGGCGGCCCUGAUGGGGGAGAAAAAGCACGAGGAGGAGGAGGGGACUGACGACAGGGAGAGACAUUUGAAAUUCAUAGAUUGGUUCUGUGGCUUUAAAAGUAAAAACGUAAACAAGAGAGUGGUUCGGGAGGUUGAGGAAGAGACUGUUUGUUUACAAAUGCUGGAAGAGACUCCAAAAGUUAAACUAUUACUAAAUACCGGACUGGUCUGUGUCUGUUCGCUUGGAAUCUUCAUGUUUGUCUACUUCUCUUUGUGAGUGAAUAGUGAACUUUUAAGGGUAUGGCUUAAACAUACAGAAGUUGAUACAGGUCUCUGGAGGUUUUUUUGGUUUUUCUUUUCUUUUCAAACAACAUAACCACAACCCAGGCAUUGUUU